Rotaria sp. Silwood2 is the source of this 900-nucleotide messenger RNA. Lineage: Eukaryota; Metazoa; Rotifera; Eurotatoria; Philodinida; Philodinidae. The record is from the annotation of a GenBank genome assembly.
AUGGGAAGAGGAGGAGCACGGCAAGGAGACCGUGGUUCAUAUAGAAUGGUUUUGUUAGAUAAAGAUUUAGAAUGGGUUCUUGAUGCUGCAUGGGAAGAAGAUAUUCCAAAAAUCACAGGCUCUGCUCUUUAUGCCGCUUUGAACAAAGCUCGUAACACGCUUUAUGAAAGCAAGUGUGCUGCGAAAGAAGUUGGCAUAGAACAAUGCAGACGUGAGCAUCAAGCUUCUAGAAAUUUUAUGAAUGCAUUGUCCGAAGGAAAAAUGGACAUUAUCAAAAGGUUUUUGUUUAAUCAGAAUCGUGGAGCAAAUAUCAAUUCAGGGAGUUCGUGUACACUACUGCUUAUGGAUGCAACAGACUCCAUGUCAAGUUUAUUCUCUGCUACUAAAGACACGGCCGGUACAAUGUUUGAACAUACUUCAGUUGUUUUAGAAGAAAAAGGAUUAUCAAAAGAUGUAUUCUCUAUGCAAUUUGCUGUUUAUCGAAACUAUAGUUCUAGAGAUAAUAAGAUUUUGGAAGUUUCUUCUUGGGAGACAAAGGCUAAUAAUUUACGGGCAUUUAUGAACACCAUUAGUCCUGAACGUGGCCAUUUGAAUGUGGCGAUAGAAGUUGGAUUAUGGCAUGCAGUUAAAGAAAGUGAGUUAGAAGACUCGAUCUCUCAAGUAAUUCUCAUAGGAAAUGCUUCAGCCAAUACCCAACAAGAGGUACUUGAAAAACGAGCACAUUUUGGUGAAGCAUAUUGGAAACAGACGAAAUUUCAUAAACUAACAUAUUAUGAACUUGAACUGCAGAAGUUAAAAGAAAAGAGCAUUCCUGUUCAUGCAUUUUAUCUUACAGAUAGUGCAAAAAAGGAUUUCCAAAUAAUUGCGAGAGGGACGGGAGGACGCGCUGUGGACGAUUGA